Messenger RNA from Pocillopora damicornis (cauliflower coral), 1746 nucleotides. Its product is annotated as epithelial sodium channel subunit beta. Gene Ontology annotation, biological process: sodium ion transmembrane transport. Gene Ontology annotation, molecular function: ligand-gated sodium channel activity. Gene Ontology annotation, cellular component: plasma membrane. NCBI's taxonomy places the organism in Eukaryota, Metazoa, Cnidaria, Anthozoa, Scleractinia, Pocilloporidae. The record is from RefSeq and is a predicted model, not a curated record.
GAAAGACUUUCAGCUGAAUUCUGAAUACAUGAAAGACUGAGCUCUCCAGCUCGACGGCAAUUUGGGAACAACGUUUUGUUACCAAUGGACAAGUUGAAUUCUUCGAACGGGGGAAAUACAGCUAAAGUUAAGAGCAGAAUAUUGGCCUGCUUUAGCUACACCACUGCCCAUGGAUAUGGACGAGUCGCCACAGCCAUUGGUGAAUCACGAUUGAGAAAAUGGUUCUGGUUGUUGGCUUGUGCCGCCGCAUACGGCGUGUUUACUUAUCAGCUCAUGGACUUAGCAUCUCAGUAUUUGUCCAAACCAUUAAAAACGAGGGCAAGCAUCGCACAUGAACAGAAAUUGGAAUUUCCUCAAGUUACUAUCUGCAACCUCAAUAAGAUCCGGAAGUCAAAACUACCGCAGCAAAUUAUUGACGAAUUUCCAGAAAUUCUCAAUUUUGACAUUGGAGAAACUGAAACACGCAACAUUACUGCCACACCAUCACAACCCGAUCAAAAUGAUUUUCCAGCGGUAAUGAAUCUAGGUGAUCUUCCACUUUUUGUACAAGUGGUGGAAAAGACUCACCAACGACUGGCAGAGUAUCCAGAGGCCGAGCUGGAACAGUUAGGACAUCAGCUGGAAGACAUGAUACUCGCCUGCUGGUUCAAUGCUAUGGAAUGCCUUUUUAACAAACAGCAUUUAUGGAUCCAAUUUUGGCAUCACAAGUAUGGUAACUGUUAUACAUUUAACCGAGGCACGAACGAGCACAAUGAAAGAACGGAAGUAAUGACGUCAUCUCUUCCUGGUCAUGAAGGUGGUCUCACGUUAGAUAUCAACAUUGAGCAGUAUGAAUAUAUAGACUUGUUAUCUCAAGAAGCUGGUGUUCGAAUAUUCGUUGCUUCACAGAACGACAUGCCUUUUCCUCACGAACUGGGCCACAGUGCACCACCUGGUUAUGCUACAGCCAUUCAGCUUAGAAAGGUAGUGGUCGGGAGAUUGGAUCCCUUUCACAAUCAAAGUUGUAAACCGGGAAAAGAUAUCAAUAACGAUAACAUAUUUCGUCGCUUUAACGUCUCAUACGGCGAUUUGACCUGCAAGUUCUCAUGUUUGGCUGUGAUGAUGUACAACAUGUGUGGUUGUGUAAUGUAUGCACUAAAAUAUUCAGAACAUCACACGAAUGUUUGCGAUGGCUCAAAUAAGGAUGCAGUUGCUUGUGUUAACUCUGCAUUUGAUAAAUACCACCAAGGAGCAUGUGAGAAAGGUUGUCAAGAAAAAUGCUGGGAAGACCUCUUUAAGACGACAUUAUCUCUUUCAAAAUGGCCUUCUCGGCAUUUUGAGAAUAUACUUGUGAGGUCACUAGACGAGAAAGAUCUUAAGAAUUAUUCCACUGACCUAAGUGACAAUUUCUUGAGGUUGAAAAUUUAUUACGGAGAACUAAACUAUGAAGUAAUUGCAGAAGAGCUUGCUUACACAUCAGCCAGAUUCCUGUCAGAUAUCGGAGGCAUUAUGGGAAUGUGGAUUGGAAUCUCCGCUCUGACGUGUGUGGAAGCUCUAGAGCUGAUGGCUUCCCUGUGUUCUAUGAUCCUGAGAAAAGUCAAACAGAAACGGACUGAUGUGAUUGACGUGCAGCCGAAUGAUAAUUCCGCAUAGGAAAUCAAAUUUAAUGCAGAAAAUUCACACUAAAAUAUAUAUACAUUGAGACGAAAUCUGUACAAAUAAGGCACCAUGUUAUUGUUGGUUAUAUGUCUCUGUUUCAUGGUAACU